CCCCGCCGCGUCGCCGCCGGGGGGCGCUGUGCUACUCGCUCCGCAGCUGUGCGAGAAAACAAAUCAAGGCAGCGUGGUCCGUGGGGGCUGAACCGGCUGACAGCGCGAGUUCUGAAACAGUAAAGCUUCAACUUCGGACCUCGUAUCGGAGUCAGCAGGAGAAGAACCGCCGUGAAGAUAUCCGGCUGUUUCUUUCUCGGUAGUAUUUUUUUUUUUUUUGUACAACUCUGCACACGUCGCAUGUGUCUCCCUGCGGUAUCAACCAACGACGCCUGCCAGAAUGGACUUCCCCGGUCAUUUCCAGUAUAUUUUCCAGCAGCUCAACCAGCAGCGGCUGUGUGGUCACCUGUGUGACUGCGUGGUGCUCGUCGGACCCGAGAGCUUCCGGGCUCACCGCUCCAUCCUGGCGGCGUGCAGCUCCCACUUCAGGGCUCUACUGAGCUCCAGCAACGCUCGUGCUAAGGUUGGUGGACCAGGAAAUGACUGCGAUGGUCCCUGUGUGAUUGAGCUAGAUCCAGAGGUGGUGACCCCGGAGGCCUUCUCCACCUUGCUGGACAUGAUAUACACCUCCACCCUCUCCCCUGGGACCUCCAAUGUGAUGGAUGUACUGUUGGCGGCGUCGCACCUGCAUCUCAACAACGUGGUGAAGAUCUACAAGCUCCACCUGUCCAGCAGAAACGUUCCUGUUGCCCCGAAAGGCUGGGGGUCAGUGCAACACGCCACUUCGGUCAUGGAGGAGUGCAGCGAUGAGGAGGAAACCGGGGUGGAGGUUAGUCAGUCUGUUGGGGUAGAAGCCCAGGGGGUGAGUGGGGAGCGAGGUGCUGCACCAUUUUCGUACAAGAGGAAGUCUCAAGAGGACGAGCUCGGCCACAGAAAGAGGCCCUGCAGGCCGGAUGAGGGACACUAUAAGGAAUGUUUACUUACUGUAACUAGAAACACCAGCGCAGAGGAGGGUGGAGUGGAGAUGCUGUCCCCGGACUCCCUGAAGACCACCAACAGACUCUGGGAGAGCCGAGGAGGAGGGGGCAAGGAGGAGGAUGGGGGGGAGAUCCAGCUGCCAAGGCCAUCGAACUUCACAAUGGGAGGUGUAGUUGCGUGGAAGGAUGGAGAUACAGAGGGAGACACUGUGGUCAAAGUAAAGGUGGAAAAGGGAGAUCGGCCAAAGCUGAUUGAGGGGGGGGAAGCGCACUCUCCAGGUCUAGCAAAGCAUCCUCCUCCAUCUCCACCAGAAGACCACACUGACCAUUUUGACUCUCAACCAAAUGAGGAGAAAGCGGCCCCAGUCUUUUUACCAUCUCAGCUGUGCGGAGAUCUUCAAACUGAUGCCCAGAGAGAGGCUGGACCUUUGGGUGAGGGGUCAGUAGACGUGAAGAGUGAAGGCCUAUCGGAACUUGCUCUUUCCGGUUUCCUCAAUCCCAGCAGGGAAAGUGUAACGGGAGCCCAGGAGGAAGGAGACAGACUGGCCAGCCUCACUGCUGCCACGGCCAGCGAUGCUCCUGCAGGACAUACUGUAAUCCCUGGCCCCUUGCGGCAGCUUCUCCCCACUCAGGGCCCCGAUUGCAGUGACCCGCCCACCCAGAGCCCUUCAGCGGGGUUCCCGGUUUGCAACAGACCCCAUCGCAAAAAGUCCCUCAUCCAGCCACCCGAGGACAGGACAACCUUCGGUCGCGUUGCCCCUAAAGUGCCUGGACAUGAAGUGCCUGUGGGAGAUUCUUCAAAAGGUCCGCAAUGGACUGGAGCUGCUGAAGACAAAAUGCUGCAGGUGACAGGGGAGAAGAAGUACGCCUGCAAAAUCUGCUUGAAGACCUUCGUGAAAUUCAGAAAGUGUAAGGAACACAUCCAUGGCCACACGAGCAAAACCCUGUCCAAAGUGUGACCAGCGCGGAGCCGGUGACGGGGAGGUACAGUGGCUCAGAGCAACGCAAUUCUUGGAAAGGAUUUACUCUACACUAGAUUAUUCAUUACCCAACGUCCUCUAUUUGUUUUGGAUUUGAUGUUACAUGAUUUCAAGGUCAAUAAGUUAAUGUUAUUAUGUCGGGUUGAAAUGUUCGAAUUCUUUUUCCCCUGAAAUGCAACAAAUUCCAUUUUUUCCAAACUGAUGUGAACGCAAUGCAAAUAUCCUAUGUUGACCUAAGAGUGACAUUGAGUGAUAAAAUAAUUAUAUCUAUUUUGAGUAUGCUACAUUUGUAAACACACAAAUAUACAGAAAUGUAUAUUUUACACAUCUGGAGCAUUGUAUGAUUUGUAUCACUGAAUU
This is a messenger RNA of Gasterosteus aculeatus aculeatus (three-spined stickleback), 2257 nucleotides long. RefSeq names its product zinc finger and BTB domain-containing protein 5-like. Lineage: Eukaryota; Metazoa; Chordata; Actinopteri; Perciformes; Gasterosteidae. Gene Ontology annotation, biological process: regulation of transcription by RNA polymerase II. The record is from RefSeq and is a predicted model, not a curated record. Gene Ontology annotation, molecular function: protein binding; DNA-binding transcription factor activity, RNA polymerase II-specific; RNA polymerase II cis-regulatory region sequence-specific DNA binding.